Molecule: messenger RNA, 926 nt
Organism: Mugil cephalus (flathead mullet)
Lineage: Eukaryota; Metazoa; Chordata; Actinopteri; Mugiliformes; Mugilidae
Gene: ponzr2
Product: plac8 onzin related protein 2
Exons: 4
Coding region: 158-544 (128 amino acids)
Source: RefSeq, a predicted model, not a curated record
AAAAAAAAAAAAGGCGGCAAGACGAACCAGUGUGUCCGGUUUCUUCCCUUGGUACUCGCAGCUAUUUCUGCACAGAACUGACUUGAAGAAUGAAAGCUACUCAUUGUAGACACCAGCCGUGACAGGAACUCGGAGCUUCCUUAUCGACGAUUCUACCAUGGCUACCAAAAUGGUCAUCACUCAGCCGCAGCCAGUCAUGGUUAUCCGAGACUCUGAAGAGUGGGGCUCGGGGAUAUGUGAUUGCUUGGAAAAUGUGCCAGAAUGCUGCUUUGCUUACUGGUGCUGCCCGUGCUUUGCCUGCAAAACCUCCAAGGACUACGGCGAGCCUCUCUGUCUCCCCCUGCUGGAAAUCUUCGGCGGUUUCGUCCCACCCAUCACCAUGUCCAUGAGGGUCUCCAUGCGCCACCGCUAUGGCAUCAAAGGCACUCUGGCUGAGGACUGCCUGUACUCGGCCUGCUGCACAUCCUGCGUCUGGUGUCAGAUGUCCAGAGAGAUGAAGAGGAGAAACAUCCCAAUCGUUCUGGUCAACGCCAAAAACACAUAAUCUCAGUUCUAGCUCAUCAUCACCACCAGCACUCUCGCAUUAUAUUUUCUGUUUAUCUCAGUAAACCACAAUCUGCAGUUAAUUUUAAUAACCCUAACCCCUUUGGGAAAUAGUUUAUAGCCCUGGGUUAUGUGGGAUGGCCGUCCAAAGCUCUUAUUUUUCUUUCAAAGUACUGUACAUAUGAUAGCCUAAUUUUUCCUCCUCAGCUUGUAUUUAGUAUAUAAAACAUCAUAUAUAUAUAUAUUUUAUACAAGCAACAUAUAGUUUAUAUAUAUUAUAUAUCGCUGUCUAUAUCUGUAGAAUCUAUGGUAUAUUUCCUAAUAUAUUGAGAUCAUUUUUAACAAGAUUUGUUGUUAAUAAAAAAAAAUUAAUUCACACUGAA